GAGGUUAGUGUCCUUUCUGAUCCUGUUCUGGCAUUUCUCGGCUAACAGCCGCUGAGCAUUUAAACUUCCCCCUCGCCGCCCCCCAAUCAAAGCUGAUGGCACAAGUGAAAGGGUGCAACCUUUCCGGCUACGAAACUGCCUUCAGCAUCCACAAUAAGAAGGGAAGUUCGUGCAAAUUGGAUAGCAAGUUGAAGCUGCCGUGAAUUUGCUGUCAGGUUAUUGCGACUGGGAAAGGUACAUAUUCUAGAAAAGUAAAAUCUCACAUUCUCUCCAGCUUCUUAUUGAAGAUAUUUGUGGAGUUUCAAUUCUUAUGACAACAUUGCUGAAACUUUUACCUUCGAAUUCCCGUCACAUAUACUCUCACCAAAACUUCCUGCUUGCUAUAUAUGGGGCUAUCCACCAACAUUAAAGUAAACUCAUAAGGGCAGUAAGUGGAAUGAAUGCUGAUCAGUUGCUUAAGGCACGAAGACACCAGUUCAUCACAAUUCUUGGAAGAGGGUCAGUGGAAGUCUUUGAGAGCAUCCUUGAUCGCUUAUUAGCAUGGGAUCUUCUGAACUGGGAGGAAUAUGAAUAUGUGAAAUCGCCAGGUCUUCUGUCUCGUUCCAGUCGUUAUCUCCUUGACGUUAUAGUGUGCAAAGGGACCAGAGCCUGUGAACUUUUUGUUGUGGUGUUGCGAGAUGUCCUUCACAGCUCGCAACUGACUGGUUUAAUUCUGGGGAACUAUAAGCCUCCAGAAGAGACUGACAAAUCUUCAGCAUCACGAUCAUCAUUGGCUUCCCAAACUCUUCAAAAACACAGACCUGACAUAGUGAGGAAGCUACAUGGACACAUUGCAGCUGUGUUGGAACUUCUGCAUAGACAUGGUCAUUUUUCAAAAUAUGAAUGUGAAGAGGUUCAAUUGCCAAUAUAUACACCUUCACAGCAGGCACGAAAGCUGCUAGAUCUCUCUAAAGCUAAGGGGGAUGAUACAGCCCAGGUCCUGUUAGACUACGUUGAGUCUGAACCUGGACCCGUCAAACCCAUCCUUGGUAAUAUUUGCUUGAAGUAUCAGGAAAAGUUGAGUUCUACAUUGGCUGCUCAGUCCCGAUUUCUAACAAACUAUGCAGGAACUGAAAAUAUGUGCCUGGAGGAUAUUUAUGUGGAUUGUAUCUUGGAAAUAUCCAAUACUGCUGCUGAAAAUGACUGCUUGUCUUUCCUUGUUGGUCUGGAAAACAUCUUUGGGUCAGAUGGAGUAUCAAAUAAAGAUGCAGAUACUGUGUUAAUCACUGGGGAAGCAGGAAGUGGGAAAAGCACUUCACUGCAGAAAAUACAACAAUUAUGGGCAACAAAACAAGCAUUCCAGGACAUCACAUUUGUAUUUGCUUUCAGCUGCAGAAGGUUAAACUUCAUUGAUAAACCUGUUUCACUUAAAAUGUUAUUGUUUGAACAUUGCUGUUGGCCUGACGAUCACCAAGAUGAGGUGUUCCGAUACAUCUUGGACCACCCUGAAGAGAUCAUGUUCAUGUUUGAUGGGUUUGAUGAAUUUAAACUCCAAUUUACUGAUGAAGAAAAGCACUGUUCUCCCACCAAACCCAUCACUGCUCUGAAUCUGAUCUUUAAUCUGCUACAAGGAAACUUGAUGAAAAACACUAAAAAAGUUAUGACCAGUCGACCAAAUGCAGUAACUGCCAAUUUAAGAAAAUAUCUACAGAAAGAGAUCACUUUGAAAGGAUUCUCGCGGGAGGGAAUUGAAAUGUUCAUCAGGAAAUGCCACAGCAACUCAUCAAGUGCAGAACAUAUUUUACAUUUUGUCGAGGCAAACUCAGCUCUUCAUGGGCUCUGCCAUGUGCCUUUCUUCUGUUGGAUAGUGUCAAAAUGCCAUGAGCAGUUAAUGCAGAAUGGCAGUGAUUUCACUCACACUAUGACUGAUGUUUAUCUGUUGAUUCUGGAACAUUUUUUAUUGCAUUUUACACAAAGCUGUCAAGGAAUUAAUGAAGUUCUACUGAGCCGAGUUGCGACAGUCCAUCACCUUGGCAAAUUAGCACUGGAUGGUUUAACCUCUUGCUGUUACAUAUUCUCAGCUGCACAGCUACAAGAGGCCGAGGUAUCUGAAGAGGACAUUUCUUUAGGAUUCCUUGUCCAUAGUCACAGUUUCUCACAUGCUUGUAGUGUGGUUAAUAAUAGGAAUUAUGAGUUUCUUCACAUCACUGUCCAGUGUUUCUUUGCUGCACUGUACAUCACUUUAAAUGACAAUGUGGGACAAUCUACUCUUUACUCAUUAUUCAAACAUAACCAGGAAAAUACUUCCCCAUGCAUGAUGUCAGCAGCCUGCCUUAAAGGUUGGCUAUUUGAUUGCGACCAAUCUGGUGAACAACAUGAAAGGAGAAGUGAAGUUAUGCUACAGGAAGCGGAGAGAUCAAAUCUCCAAAUAACAGCGAGCUUUGUUUCUGGGCUUUUGUCUGGUAGGCACAGGAACCUGAUGGGGAAGAAUUUUCUCAUCCAGCAACGAUGCAAGAAGUACAAACUGGUUAAAAAGUGCUUAGCAAAGAGCAUACAGAAACAUUUCCUAUCUAUACCACCAGCUGUUGGUGGAGAGAAGAAAAGUAUGCAUGCUUUGCCAGAAUUUGUAUGGUGGAUCAAAUGCAUUUAUGAAAUGCAGGACAAUAAUUUGGCCAAACAAGCUGUUAGUAAAUUGGACGUGGAUCACUUGAAAUUGACCUAUUGUGGAAUAGGGCCAGUUGAGUGCACUGCUCUUGCUUACGUCCUCAAACACUUGAAAAAUCCCAUGGGAUUACAAUUGGAUUACAACUCAGUCGGUGAUUUAGGAAUUGAACAACUCCUUCCCUGCUUGGAUAUUUGCCAAUCUAUUUACCUCCGGGGAAAUAACAUUUCUGAUCAAGGAAUCUCCAAACUGGUUGACCGAGCUCUUGACAGCUGCAAUUUACAAAAGAUUGCGUUGUUUCACAACAAUUUAACUGAUGCAUGCACCCCCUAUUUUGCAAAGCUGCUUAAACAUAAGGACAACUUUCUCGCAUUAAGGCUAGGCAACAACCACUUAACAGCUGCUGGAGCGGAAGUGCUGGCAGAAGGUUUAAAACAGAACAACUCCAUCCAGUACUUGGGACUUUGGGGAAACAAAAUUGGAGGUGCUGGUGCUUGUGCUUUAGCAGCAGCUCUUGAGAAUAACACAAGCAUGUUAUGGCUAAGUCUUGUAGGUAACAAUGUUGGCAGUCAAGGUGCCAAGGCUUUGGCUUUAAUGCUGAAAAAGAACACCAUCCUUGAGGAGCUGUGUCUUCAGGAGAACAAUUUAGUUGAUGAGGAUAUGCUUCACUUUGCAGAAGGACUCCAGAACAACUCCAGCUUGAAGGUUCUCAAGCUGGCGCAAAAUAGAAUCAGCAGAAAAGGAGUGGAGUUUAUUGUCAAAGCUCUGAAGCACAAUGUUACUAUUGCAUCUAUAUGGUUAGGAGGAAAUCACGUGACUGCAGAGGAGAUCGAAGAAAUGACAGCAGAAAGAAGAUUGACAUUUUGAUCAAAAACUGGAAAAGGGAACUAUGUGCCCUUUUGUUAAUUCCCUCAUAGUUCUUCUGUCUCAUGAACUGCAUUGAUAGAAGAGAGAAAUUUGUGUUGGCCAGGGUCGUACUUAUAAACAUUUUAAAAAAAAACAAUUUUUAUUUUAUCUAACAUUUGCUCAUUGUGGUUUUAUUUCUGUUCUUCACUGGAAUGGCUCUAAUGUUUGUAUGGCCAACACACUGGAUUUCACUUACAACACUGCCCUCCUUUUAUUGUUCCUGUCUGUAACUGCGAUCCUCUCUCCAACAUCAGAGCCCUGUAUGCUUUAGCUAAAUAAGGAAAUUGUGUUUAUUUUGGUACCUCAGGAUUUGUCUCAUAGCAAAUUAAAUAUUUUUGAAUUGUGUCACUAUUGUAAUUUAGGCAGACAGCAACCAAUUUAUACACUGCAAUGAGAUCAUCUUUCAGUUAUGUUGGUUGAGGGCUAUAUGUUGGCUGGAACACUGAGAACUUGCUUGCUCUUUAGUGAAUACUGCUGUGGGACGUUUUGUGUCCACUUGACCUGCCAGUCAAGGCUUCAGCUUAAUGUCUUGUCAGUAUUGCAGUAAAAGGUCUGCCUGGUUAAUGUGCUUAAACCUCUUGAAUGAGGUUUGAAUGCAUGACCUACUGAUUAGAGACUAGAAUUAGCCAAGGAAGGCAUUUAGCCCUUUUUUUUUUAUGUCUGAUUUUUCUAUCCUUCAGUGUUACAGAAUGAUUCCUGCACAUUUCAUUAUAUCAUGUACUCCACACAGAUUUAAGCCUAGAAAUCGCCAUUGUUUAAGUAUUAACUGAAAGUUUUUGGGAGAAUUUUCUCUUCACUAUUAGUUCCCAAUAUUUAUUAUAUUUGCUGCAGGAGUAAAUUGGGUAGAAAUUGGAUCACAUAAAAGGCUGACCAAUUGAACCUCAAAACUAAUUUACAGGCACAGCAAGAGAUUGCUAACCUGAUGAAAACUGCAAAGGUAAGACUGAAGUACAAUAUGGAAUAUCAAGUACCUGGUCAAAGUAACCAUGCCAUAAAAAAAACCCAUGUUACCUGUAAAUUUAUUUGUACUGGAUCAUUCUAACAAUUAAUAAAACCUCAUUCUGUGCA
This is a messenger RNA of Carcharodon carcharias (great white shark), 4615 nucleotides long. It is a transcript of the gene nod2, whose product is annotated as nucleotide-binding oligomerization domain containing 2. Bases 437 to 3508 code for a protein of 1023 amino acids. NCBI's taxonomy places the organism in Eukaryota, Metazoa, Chordata, Chondrichthyes, Lamniformes, Lamnidae. Gene Ontology annotation, biological process: response to muramyl dipeptide; positive regulation of canonical NF-kappaB signal transduction; regulation of apoptotic process. Gene Ontology annotation, molecular function: protein binding. The record is from RefSeq and is a predicted model, not a curated record. The transcript is spliced from 12 exons. Gene Ontology annotation, cellular component: cytosol.